CUCGAUCGUAUAAUUUCGUUGCCACCAUUGCAAGGGUGCCCUCAAGGCCAAACGCAAAAGAAAAGAGGGCGUGGUUAUGACAAGCCAAAGUGGGGAAAAUCUGGCAAGGAGUCUAUUGCAUUCACAGAGGAUGGAUUGUGCGUUGACCCCAAGGAUGCCCAGCUGUCUAGGUACUUAGGUAGCCUAGCAAAAAAUUCAAGGUUUCUUCCCCUCAAGCGUAUAGAUUGGCGGUUGCAUGAUGAUACUACCAUGGAUCAUGUGUGGAAAACAAUAUAUGAUACCAUAGAUUGGCGGCCUGAAGAUGUUCCCAAUAUUCCUAAAAUCCGACUUGUAAUGUUGCAAAGAUUGUCUGAUAGGUGCAGAAACUAUAAGGCAAGUUUAAAAGCUAAGUAUUACACUCCCUAUGUUGGUUUGCCAGAACGAUUUUUGUGUGGAGAUGAUCGUGUAGAUCGCGACCAAUGGCGGGCAAUGGUUAACUAUUGGGACACUGAUCCAAAAAAUAAAGUUAGAUGUGAGAAGAAUAUUGAAAGCCGCAAGAGGCAAAAAAUGAAUCACACUGGUGGCACAAAGAGCUUCGCACGACACAUGGCUGAUUAUGAGAAAAAACAUGGUCGCAAACCCGAUCCCAUUGAGAUGUUUUAUAUAGUGCACAAACGGCGAGAUGAAAACAAAAGUUGGAUAGAUGAUGCAUCGGAGGAAUUGGCGGUUAAGAUCUCACGGGAAUUAACGAGUUUGGUUGAAACCCAUGGCGAGGAAACAUCAGAACUAAGGCAACAAGCUUAUGUAGCAGCAAGGGGUUUAGAGACUCGUGGUAGAGUUCGUGGUUAUGGAAGAGGGGGGACGCCAGAAAUGAUUCCUUGGGUGGCACAAACUCAGCCAACAUCUUCAUCACUUCGAUCACGUACUGGGCGAGCAUAUGCUAAUUUGCAAUCUCAAUAUUCAGAACUUGAGGAAAAGUAUGAGCGACAACAAAAAGAGUUGGAUGAGUUGAAACAGAUGAUCACUUCAGGGAAAGCACAUCCGCAUCAACAAUCUUCCUCCCAACAACAGUCUAACUCCCAGCAGCGGUCUCCAUACCAACAACAGUCAACUUCCGAACAAAUUCGUCGUCCGCGAUCUCCUUCCCAACAACACUCAGCUUCCCAGCACACUCCGACAUCGUACCCAUAUCCUCCAUAUCAGCAUCUUCCACCGUAUCCGUAUACAUCAUCUUCGCAGUUCUACUACCCCCAUCCAUACCAGCCACCUUUGUACCACCCAGUGCCACACCCACCUGGAGAGUUUACAACAAUGCUCAAUGAUUCAGAUUUUAUGCAGCAGAUGAUGCCACCAAAUGAUAGGAAUGGCAGGGAUGAAAGUUAGAUAUUUUUACAUUCAUGUUGAAUGUCAACUUUGUUGGUUAUUUAAGUUAUUGUUAAGUACUAUUUGUCACACGCUUUUUAAGCAA
Molecule: messenger RNA, 1447 nt
Organism: Asparagus officinalis (garden asparagus)
Lineage: Eukaryota; Viridiplantae; Streptophyta; Magnoliopsida; Asparagales; Asparagaceae
Exons: 7
Coding region: 250-1362 (370 amino acids)
Source: RefSeq, a predicted model, not a curated record